GCUCGAUCACAUUGUAUGAUGACACAGUCAGCAAAAAUGCGCGGAGCAAUCAUUGUUCUCUGUUUUGUUGGUUUUUUAUUUCAAGAAACAGGCGGAAAUGCAACAUAUAUAGCGCAACCAAAAAUUAUUGGAGGACAACCAAUUGACAUAAAAUAUAGACCUUUCAUGCUCUCCUUACACAAUUCACAUGGAUUUUUAUGCGGUGCUAGUAUACUAUCGAGGACAUGGGCUAUCACAGCUCUUCAUUGUUUGGUCUCAGUAUCAUCGACACGAUUUUAUGUACGGGCUGGAUCCAAUAAAACGGAUAGGGGCGGAUCUGUGCAUAGGGUGACGAACAUUCACGUAUACAACGACACAUAUCGCUCUUGGUUCUCGAGGUUGUUGCAUCACGAUAUCGCAAUUUUUCAAGUGAAACCACCAUUUCAAUUUUCGAGAACCGUCCGACCAGUUCGUUUACCAAGAUCAACCCACGAAAUAUCUCGUGAACUAUUAGUUUGUGGUUGGGGAUACAUAAAUAACGAACAAAAAGAGAAUGCCGAAAUUCUUAUGGGCGUUUACGUUCAGCACGUUCCGUACGAAAUUUGCGUUAAUGCUACCACUUCAUACGCAACACUCGUCAAAGAUGACUAUCAUUUGUGUUACGGUACUCAAGGAAAAGAUGCGUGCUUCGGAGACUCCGGAGGAGCACUGGCCGGUAAAAGAACAAUUUACGGCAUCGUAUCUUUCGGACAUGGUUGUGGAAAAGUGGCUGGAGUUUACGUCAAAGUUUCGUAUUAUGAAAAAUGGAUUAAAGCUGUUACAAACUUAUGAUCGAAUAUGCAAUUAUAUAAUUUAAAUAACUUAAUUAUUCCUGAUUACAUUACUGAUCACAGUCUUUACGUUUUUAUCAAUUUUUAUAGCUCGCUACUAAUUAGCUGUCAAUAAUAAAUCUAAAUAAUAAAAAAAAUUAAAAUUUGAUAAAAAUAUUGUUACUUGUAAAAUACUGUGUAGACAAAUUUAAAAUUAUUUAAAAAAUGUAAUAAACUGACACUUUAUCACUUUAUAUAUAGGAUUCGUAGCUGCUCGACGAUGUUUAGUAAAAAGUUAUAUGUUAUUUUUCCUUCUUUUGCAUUCUUGUUAAGGAAUAAAACUGAGAAGAUUAUUCGACACAUCGCGCCACAAAAACCCUAGCGUUCUUAUCCGACAGGUUGAAAGCAUUGUUUUCGAGAGAAUAGACACAAAAGGCAUAUCGAAUCACGGAGUCGUGAACCCUCCUGCGUUCAGGUUCGGUGCGUGCAGGAAAUCUACCACAUACACGCGCUACGCAAGAGUGUCGCGCACGCCUGCACGCGGCACACGUAGUGUUCGCUCGUGCAAUGCUGAAUAAAAGGUGUACGUGACCACGUAAUGUACGCAAUGAAUAUUUAGUUUUACGUGAUAAUGAUAUUUUUUAAUGAUAUUGGCUAUUUUUACAUGUAUAGUUGAUUAAAAAUUAUGGAGCGGUGUAAAAUUAAGUAUGAAAUAUAGCACUUAGUAAAUCUGUUCGAGUAGUACUAUGUUACCAUAGGUCUUUACAAUGAUUUGAUGGUGAGUUGGUACAUGAGUUUUGAAGAGAAAAACAAAAAUCAUUGUGCUCGGAAAUGUUUGUAACACGCUUAUACGUAGCGCGAUUAGUAAUAGAGAUUCUAUUUUGAUAUCAUUCUAUCAUGUAAAAUCAUUUGAUAUUAAUAAUCGUAAUAUUAAUAUAAAUCAGAGGAAGAACAGGAUUCUCUUUUCGCAUAUUACAACAUUCGAGAAAAUUGAAGCAUUAAAGAAAAUAAUGAAAGUAAUAUUCUUGUGUUUACAAUAACAUAUACGCAUUAAAUGAAUUUAUUUUACAUUUGCCUGGAAUAUAUACCGUAAACGAUAAAAUUCGCGAGGAAAAUGUAACACGUAGCCACGUAUUCUCCUGCCAUUUGCUGUUUACUCGACCAUGCACGCGUGCUUGUUACUUUCAAGCUACUAUUUAGGAUGACUCAUCCACGUGUUUCCCCGCUCGAAGCGAACCUAUGUCAGGUUUUCUGCUCGCGCUUCUAAGGGUCUUUAAACUCCCCUGCCACGUGCAAACUAUUGAGUGUCUCCGUAAAAACCGUGAGAAGUGCGUUAUCGUAACAGAACAUCCGUCACAUUAUUGGACGUGAAUAUGCAGACUGCUUUUGCAUACGGAUAUUACGUUAUCAAUUCCGUUUGAGAUAUGGCUGUGAUAGUCUAGAAAUAGUCUAGAAAUAAAAUGUACCGCUAAUUGAUAACAGCAAUAAAAUAUUAGUAGAUUCAUUUUCAUAAAGUGUAUUACAUAUACUAGUAUGAAGGUAUCGUAUUAGAUAAUAAUUGUGUAUGUGUGUUGCGUGUAUUUAAAAUUAAAUAUUUUACAUCCAUUACAUCU
Messenger RNA from Vollenhovia emeryi, 2401 nucleotides. Its product is annotated as trypsin epsilon-like. Gene Ontology annotation, molecular function: serine-type endopeptidase activity. NCBI's taxonomy places the organism in Eukaryota, Metazoa, Arthropoda, Insecta, Hymenoptera, Formicidae. The transcript is spliced from 5 exons. Gene Ontology annotation, biological process: proteolysis. The coding region runs from base 16 to 810 and encodes 264 amino acids. The record is from RefSeq and is a predicted model, not a curated record.